Molecule: messenger RNA, 1704 nt
Organism: Saprolegnia parasitica CBS 223.65
Lineage: Eukaryota; Oomycota; Saprolegniomycetes; Saprolegniales; Saprolegniaceae
Exons: 1
Coding region: 1-1704 (567 amino acids)
Biological process (GO): transmembrane transport
Source: RefSeq, a predicted model, not a curated record
AUGAUCGUCAUCGACAUUACGACGCUGCCACCAGCAACUGUCGAUCCGAGUCUCGAGAACCUCCUCAAGAAUCCCGAGACGCAGACGCCGGCGCCCACGAACCUCGACAACCAGUUCUUUGGCCAAACGACAGCGCCGUCAAGCAACGCGACGACGGCACCGGUACUCGAAGACCAACAAACCGUGCCGCCCAACGACCACAGCAACAUCAACCGCGGCGCCGGCAACACCGGAGGCGACACGACUGCCGAGCUCAAGGCCAAGGCCACGGUCGGCACCGAGUCGACGUCCGAGCUCACGGUGCGCUAUGUGACGGCCGCUGUCGUUGCCGUGACGGUCGCGACGCUGGCGUUCUUUCAGUUUCUGGCCAUCAACCCGUCGUACAUUGCACCGGAUGCAACGAUGGAGCGGGCGUUCGCGCCCAACGCAUGGGAGCUGCCGACGUUUGUCGGGUUUCUCCAAGGCAUCAGCGUGCUCUCGCUGGUCCACAACACGAAUGUGCCGCAGCUCUUCUACAUGAACUUUCUCGACUCGCUCUCGUGGCUCAACUUUCUCAUUCGGGCGUCGGCGUCGUCGGCGUCGACGAGCACCGUAGCGUCCGUGCAGCUCGUGAGCCACCGGCAGUUGGGGCCGCACCGGCAACUGGCGUCGACGUCUGGCUACGACGCGUCGGGGUACAUUGAUUUCUCGCUGCGUGCGAACGUGGCCGAGAAGGACUGGUUCUUCCGUCUCUGGGCGACGGUGCUGGUCGUGCUGGCGGUGCUGCUGCUGGUCGUGAUCGUGACGGCCGUCGUCGCCAAGUGCUUGGUGCAGCGCGGGAACCCGUUCCACUCGGAGACGUCGGACUCGCACAAGCGCAGUGUGAGUCUCCGGUCGAUCUCGCGCCGGCUCCUCGGCAUGUGCGUCACGGUCGUCUACUUUGCGAUCUUGCCGCUCUCGAUGGUCGCGACGUUCGAGGUGCUGCAAGACGCGUCGUCGACUGGGUUUCCGCACACGAACGCCGUGCUGUCGAUGGUGACGUUGGCACUUCUCGUCGGUGUCCUUGUCGCCGGUGCGGUUGCGGUGCACCGCAAGACCGAGGCGGGUCUCUCCAAGUGGCACGUCCGCGUCGUGUGGGGCGUCGUGUACGGGCCGUACUUGUACAGCCACCGGCUUUUCUUUGUCGUUGCGGCACUCGUGCAGCUUCUGACGGGUGUUCUUGUCGCGAGUGUGCCCGUGGCCAGCGCCGCGCCAUUGAUUGCGCUCAUUGCGCUGCGGGUGGUCUACGUCGUAAUCAUCGUUGUCGUCCGACCGUUCCAGUGCACGAUCCAGCUGUGGUGCACACUGGUUUUGGAAGCGCUCUUGGUUGUCAUUUAUGGCGUCGCCGCCGGUCUCACCCCGCUCGGGUUGGAAGUCGGGACGCAGAAGACGCUGUCGUAUGUGGUUGUCGUCGUCGUCGUCGCGAUCGUUCUGAUCGUCUUCUUGCGUCUGCUGCUCAUGCUCUGGAACUUUGCGAGCGGGUGGGCGAAGCCGGACGACGUCUCGUACUCGGGCAUCCCGACGGCCCACGAGCACGACUGGGAGAGCUCCGGCGCCAACUACACGAUCUCAAUUCAGGGCGCCGACUCGUCACCGCGCGACGCGUCGGCGGCGUACUCGACCGACGACAUGCCCAACACGAUCCGGCUCGUGCCCUCGACGCACCCGACGCGGUCAUGGAAAUGA